AUGGAUUUUGAUAAACCUGUUGAAGGUGAAGAAGAGGAAACAGAGGAGACGGAGGAGAAAGAAAUUUCUUACAUAGAUUCACAGCUUAACUAUUAUAUUGACAAAUUAAAUUCGAAAGAUAAUUUUAAUAAUGUUGUCAAACCAAAUUCAUUAGAUGGUGAAAAGUGGAAAAAAUACCUUAAAAAUGAUAGAAAAGAUUUAAAAGAAAAGGAUCAGAGAAAAUUCAUAAAAGAAAUUCUCAAAAAAUCUAUUUCAACAAAAAGUAAUACUCAAAAAAAUCGAUAUAAGCAA
This is a messenger RNA of Racocetra persica, 291 nucleotides long. The record is from the annotation of a GenBank genome assembly. Lineage: Eukaryota; Fungi; Glomeromycota; Glomeromycetes; Diversisporales; Gigasporaceae.